Molecule: messenger RNA, 1194 nt
Organism: Caenorhabditis bovis
Lineage: Eukaryota; Metazoa; Nematoda; Chromadorea; Rhabditida; Rhabditidae
Source: the annotation of a GenBank genome assembly
AUGUCAACUCGAGUCCGCUUCUCCCAGGAGCAGCCUGGCAUCACUUAUCUGCCAGCCUCCUCCAGCGCAACUCCAUUCCUUUCGGAAAUUCUAUCAAAACCGAUGCCAAGAAUCCAUCGAGAUGACGAAUACACAAUGGAUGUGUUCACCGCUGCAAGCAUCGGCGCUGUUGAAUUUCUCAAAGAGAUGGCUAAUAUCAAAUCUCCCGCAUUGAAAUCCAAAAAUCUGUCUGGGUGGACACCAUUGAUGUAUGCUGCUCAUCUUGGGCACAAGUCCAAUGCUGUCGUUCUUCUGGAUUACGGUGUUGAGGUUGAUGAUCAAAAUAACAAAGGCCAAACCGCGUUGAUGAUGGCAACUGCAUGUGGAAAUACUGAUAUUAUGCAUCUUUUGUUGAACAAAGGGGCAAAAGUAAAAAUGUUUGAUAGUAAUAAGCGAACGGCUUUGCAUUAUGCAGCGAAUUGCAGCCAGCAUAUGGCUGCUGAUAUUCUCCUCUCGGCUGGGGCUGAUCCAAAUGCGCCUGAUGUUAUGGGAAACACGCCAGUUCACGAAUCGGCUGCAACCGGCCAUGAGCUGACAUUCUCGAACCUUCUUGAACGAGGAGCUGACGUGGACGUGAAGAAUCAUCGAGGUGAAGACGCUGCCGCGCUCGCCUAUGAGCACGGCAAAAUUCUUCAAAUGAUCAAAGAUCAUCGAAAAGAGCAGAACGCUCGAAAAGAAGCUCCGACGCAAUCGGAAAGCGCCGCAAAAUUUCCAAGAAGUUUAUCGGAAUUGCUUGAAGAAAUGGAUUUGUCGAGAUACAGCGAGCAAUUCAAAAACGAAAAUAUCGACUUGAAUGUCUUUUUCGAUUUGAAAAAAGAGGAUUUUGAUGAUAUGAAGAUUGCGUACGGGCCGAAAAAGAGAAUGAUGGACGUGAUUGAGAGAUACAAGACUACUGGUGUGAUUCGAACUGACGCAUUUCCAGCAGCCGCUAAUAUGGACUAUGGGAUCAAAUCUGAGAAUUCUAGCGAACUUGCUGCUCAAUAUCUUUCAAGCCUCCAAACCGUCGCUGGAAUCAACGAUAAGAACAAGAACUAUGCAAUUUCUGCUUUGCAACACUUGUCAGCAGGAAAUCUAGAAAAGACGAGACUUCUUCUUAUGAACAUUAUUGAGGGAAUCGAUCGCACCACAGCCCAAAUUUCAGCGCAUGGGGUUUAA